Messenger RNA from Chrysoperla carnea, 3436 nucleotides. RefSeq names its product exocyst complex component 2 (gene Sec5). Gene Ontology annotation, biological process: exocytosis; Golgi to plasma membrane transport. Gene Ontology annotation, cellular component: exocyst. The record is from RefSeq and is a predicted model, not a curated record. The transcript is spliced from 10 exons. Lineage: Eukaryota; Metazoa; Arthropoda; Insecta; Neuroptera; Chrysopidae. The coding region runs from base 102 to 2810 and encodes 902 amino acids.
UUAUGUCAUACUUCAUACAGUUUAUUCUGGCAGUGAACUUUUGACACAUGUCUAAAUACGAUAAUAUUUUUAAAGUGAAAUAAUUUCUAUGUUAUUGAAUAAUGGCUCCACCCCCGGUGGUGACAGGUUUAUCUCCGAAAGAAGGUCCUCCUGGAACUAGAGUGACAAUACGUGGUGAAUUUUUAGGCAAUCAACCUAAUGAUCUAAUUGGCUUGACUAUAUGCGGCUGUGAUUGUUUACUAUCAGCCGAAUGGAAAUCUGUAAAUAAAAUUAUUGCCCGUUCUGGUCCAGGAAAAGGUCGUGGAGAUAUAAUUGUCACGACGAGGAGUGGAGGACGUGGAACAUCUACGGUCGAAUUUCGGGGAUAUCAUGAAACAAUUGGCCCUAUGAAAGAAAGUGCAGUAUGGGUCGAAGAAAAUUUAUUAUGGAGUCGACGAUCAAUGUCACCGUCCAGUUAUCAACAAGAAGAUCCUCUAGGAUUAUCAGUUGAAGAAAAUGAUAAAAAGUUUCCAGAAGAAGAACUACAUGAAUAUUUUCCCGAUGGUAGUGGUGAUUUAACAUCGGAAAAUUUUACACCCGGUUGGUUUCUUCUAGAAAAUCAUCAUGCAACCACGUUUAACGAUUUAAAAGCUGGUCUUGCAUUUUUACGACGUAAGGUUGAUGGUCAAAAAGAGGGUCAAUUGUCAUUUUUAAAGAAGAAUGUUGGACCUGUUAUGGAUCAAGUUGAUACAUUGUUAGUUUUAAAGGACAAAAUCGAACAGGAUAUUCAAGAGUUCGGUAUUGAUCCGACUACAAAAUUAGAAAAAGCUAUUCGAGAGGCUAUGGAAGAAGCAAAUAAAUUAUUCGAAGAUGUAUUAUCACGUCGGGAUCGAGCCGAUAGUACACGAAGUGCUUUAGCAUUAUUAACACGCUUCCGUUUCUUAUUCACAUUACCCACAAGCAUCGAGCACAAUAUUAAAAAAGGCGAUUACGAUUUAGUUAUAAACGAUUAUGCGCGCGUUAAGAAUUUAUUUGGUAAAACCGAUGUAGUUGUUUUUAAAAAAGUUUUGGCUGAAGUUGAACAUCGUAUUGAGAAAUUUCAAGAUAUGCUACAUGCUCGUCUCCAACAGAUGCCCAUUUCAAUUGACGAACAAAAACGAUUAAUACGAUGUUUGGUGAAUUUAGAAACAGUUGGAGAUCCGGCAUGGGAUGCUGUUGCUAGUAAUGCGAAACAUGUCACCGAACAAUUGAAUAAAUGUCGAGAGGAACAUCGAAAUGCUGAAGUGGAGUCAGUUAGUAAAAAGUCAGCACAAAAACAUAAAAAUCGUCAAACGAAUCCCGAUUAUCAAAAUUCAGUACCACAACGGAUAUUAUUAAUUGAAGAAAUUACUGAAAUUGUAACAGAAAAUUUACCAAAUUUAUGGAAAAUGGGACAAAGCUAUUUUAUGGGAGAUUUAUAUAUUACACCUAAUUUUACACGUCAAACUACUUUUAAGCACAUGAUAUUGUCGGUAAUCGAAACAUUUUGUAAAUAUGUACGUGAAGCCGUUUUACCUCAUACAAUCGAUAAGAAGAGUCUUACAGCCACAUCGUCUUCGUCACCGUCACAGCCAACAACGUCACUCGCAUGGCCAGUGUUAGAAUUAGAUAGUAUUACUGAAUGGUUGCCACAUUGUUUACGCUACGUGCGUAGUAGCUAUACCAUGUUAAUUAAAUUAGAUUUACCAGGCGAAGCGCUAGAUAUUGUAGCUACACUUGUACAAGAUUUACGUAUGCAUACACUUAGUAGUUUAUUUAAACAGGCAACCGAUAAAAUUAAAUUAUUACAUAAACAAGAAACAUGGCGUAUUGAGUAUGAGGGCAAUUACGGUGGAAUCACUGAUUUGCCAUUUAAAUUUGAGAAAAUCAUUCAAGAAGUAAUGCAACUAGUAAAAGAAUCCGUUCUAAUUUCCGAACAACGUGAGAAUUCUCUACUUCAAAAUCCAACAAGUCAACGAGAAUUUAACCACUUAAUACAGGUCAUGUUGUGCGGAAUUAGUGGCACAUUCGAGAAACUUGCAUUCACAAACGAUUCGGCAAACGAUGAAGAUCAUACGUCAGCUGUAUCACAAUUAAUUGGUAGUCCAGCAGUAAAUCGCGUUGAGAAAGUGAAUUAUUCAACGCCAAUUUUUGAACAUCGAUUGUUGACAACAUUAGCCAAUUGUCAAUUUACAACGAAAAUCGUUCUUCCUAGAUUACAAGACUUAUUCCAUAAACAAGGCUAUCCAACUCCUGUGAUUGCAAUUGAAACAGCAAAAAGUACUUUAAAUACACUAGAUAAGUCAAUUAUGGAGGCAUAUUUAGAACAAAAAUGUGAUCCAUUGGUGGGCACAAUUGAACCCUCUAUGUACAUAGGACGUUUUGAAUGGGAUACAAGAAACAUGACGAAUGAUGUUAGUCCGUAUGUCAAGGAAUGUUUGAGUAAUUUAAUUAGCGUACAAACUGAGGUUUACAGUAUAUCACCUACGUUAGUCGAUAAAUUACUUAAACAAAUUGUGGAAACCGUUGCCGAAGAAAUAUCACGUUUAAUGUCAUGCGUAAAGAAAUUUAGUGAUCAGGGAAAUAUUCAAGCAAGAGUUGAUAUACUUACAUUACAAGAUAUUUUAUCGCCAUAUUGUACGCUUACUGCCAAAAACUUUUUCAAAGAAGCCUUAGGAGUUUUACCAAAAAUUGCACCAGAAAAUCAAAAAAUAAUCGAUACCACGCUUCAAACAUCAAAAAAACGAAUGAACCUACAAAUUCAAUGUUUCCACGGUGUUGUUUCCACGCAGAGUAACGGGAUUGUUUUGUGAUAAACACUCAAUACAUAGAUAAAAUUUCGGGAAUAAAAGGGAGGAGAGGGAGGUUAUGGGGGUGGUGUAUGUGAUUUGACAUGUGUUAUCCUUGAAAAAAUGUAAAAAUUGAUUAAUUUCAAAAUGUUAUAGAGUUUACAAAAAAAUUACGGUGCUACACGAGUCUAUUUUCAAUACGGUACAAGAAAAUGUUAAAUGAAAAUUAUGAACUGUUUUAAAGAAAAAAAGUCUAGUUAUUAUUCAGGGUGGCGAUCGAACUCGAAAAAUUUUUGAAAGGUUAGGAAAUAUUGAGAUUUUGUAAAAGAGAAGGAAUUGUGUCAGUCAUAUGGUGGCUACAUUACUGGAAAACUUGGAAAUGUCAAGGAAUUCCGUGUAAAAAAAGAAAAGUCAGAGAAUUUUGUGUUUUUCGUAGCAAACUUAUACAAGAAUUUUCAUUAUUUUAUUUUUCUAUUCGAAUUAUUUAAAACAAGUGAAAAUAAACAAUUGAUUGAGUUAAUUGUUGAAAUACCCUGUAUAGAAAGUGUUAAAUGUCAGUGCUUGCAUUAUUUUUAACAAAUUAGAAAAGUUUAAAAUGUCAAUACAAUUAUGGCGCCCUUUCAGCUGCCAUUUUUUCUCGUUUUUCGAAC